Messenger RNA from Dermacentor albipictus, 1396 nucleotides. The record is from RefSeq and is a predicted model, not a curated record. Lineage: Eukaryota; Metazoa; Arthropoda; Arachnida; Ixodida; Ixodidae.
AUGGACAUAACGUGCCUAAUUAAUCGUGGGCCGUCGAGCUACGUGCUCACCGUGUCUGGCGACCACAAACUGGAAGACCUAAAGGAUGCAAUGGCAGCACACUCAUCGCUGCAGUUUGUUGAACACGACGCUAUCCUGCAGGUGCAUCACAAAACUUUCAACACAUUUGUAAAUGUGGAUGAGAACACCACACUAGAAGACAACUGCAUCAUUAGGGUUCUUGAUGUAUGCAUAAUUGCUGACGGAUCAUCAGAGGAAGCCGUAAGCCUGUACCCUGGCCAUCUGUAUGAUACAGCUGCGAGGGAGCUUGUUCAGCGCUAUCCUCAGCUAAGAGAUGGCUUUGGUGAUGGACAUAUGUCAUGGCAGACAGCAUUAAGGUACAAGGGAAAAAACACGCGCAAGAAAUUGCCUGCAGGCAUUAAAGAAGUGGACGAGCUGCGGGAAAAAGCAAAAAGGCGCAAAGCUUCAAGCACGUGCGAGGAAGACAGCAAUACUAAAACGGCCAAGGUCCACGUAAGAAAGUCUUCUUUCUGGAACGGUGCUUUCAAUGAAGGGGAAGACGAGAGGAGCACUGAAGCACAUAUUGAGAUAAUGAAGAAGGAGAUGCGCGUGGCCGGUGGGAAUGCAGACAAAAUCCGAGAGUCUAUGCAUAAGACUUUCCGCAAGCGUAGGACUUUCAUAGAAAUGGAAAAGCCAGCCGUCACAGAUUUGCUCCAGAUAUACCCAGCAUUGAGUCUUGAAAGAGAGCUUCUGAACGAGUUCCAUCGGCUGACAGGUUUAAAUGCAAAGGAAAGAAUAAAUGCGUUUGUGGAAAAGUAUGGCCAGAGAAUCUUGGCACUGGCACCCAAGAAAAAACGCCCACUGGAAGAAGACCCGGACGACGCUUAUUACUAUACUGUAUCUGUGCUCAUGUCCCUGCCUCGUUUGGCCAAGGAAGACCCCAGUGCCAUAAUUGCACAGCUGGUGCCUGGGGAAAGCCACAUGUACCCGAAGAUUUUACACUCUGCAGAGCACCCGGCGACGUCCUCAGCUCUUCUUGUUUCAUUUGAGACAUUGCAGCUCACAGCUGUGGACGUGGUAGAUGGGUUCGCCUUGCUUUUGGCAGUGUUCUGGGCUUUUAAUGUCCAGUACACGCCAAAGGGAAGGCGAACUUGUCUUCUGUUGGAGGCCCUGAUGGGCCUUGAACCCACCGCUGUUGCACCUAGCAUCGUGCAGGUAGCAACCUCAGUCAUGCGGGACGCUAGCUAAGUGCCGUAUGGCUCAGUAUGGUUCUCAUUGUCAGGGAGUGACAAACUUUUUGUCAGGGAGUGACAGAAAUAUUUAUUUAUUUAUUUUUGUUCUGUGUUCUGCAAUAAAAGAAAUAUUUGUAGAAAUAAAUAUGAUGUUAUUUUAGUCA